Messenger RNA from Paramuricea clavata, 1071 nucleotides. The record is from the annotation of a GenBank genome assembly. NCBI's taxonomy places the organism in Eukaryota, Metazoa, Cnidaria, Anthozoa, Malacalcyonacea, Plexauridae.
AUGACAAAAGCAUUUCCCGAUGAGAAACUCAGCGGAAAAGAUGGCACCAGAUUCGGUUUGUCCACAUUCAGUUCCAGCUACACAUCACAUUUCUAUUUAUCAAAGUACACAAAGCAGUCAGAUUACCUUUCCGCAAUUAGUCGAGUUUCCUACGCCGGUGGAGGUACCUAUCUUGGUCGAGCUCUUGAAGAAAUUUUAACCGAUCAAUUCAACGAAGAACGAGGUCUGCGUCCAGAGGUAGAUGGCGUACCUCGUAUUUUGAUUGUUCUAACGGACGGUGGCGCGAGCGACGAUGUUUCACUCCCAGCAAAGAAUGUGAGAGAUGAAAACAUCGUUAUUUAUGCAAUUGGAAUCGGCGGGUAUAAUCUUGAACAACUUAAAGGGAUUGCUUCUUCUGAGUCACACGUUUACACGCUGUCUACUUUUACCGAACUUGAGAUAUUUAUUUCCACGCUAACGUCAUCAACAUGCUAUGAACCCCGCCCUGCGUCCCUCAACGAGACAAUAAUAACAGAUAUUGAAAAGGACACGUAUCUGUAUUUCAGUUACAAAGUAAAGGAAUCUUCAAACCUCGAAAUCAGUGUAGUCGAUUUAUCUGGUAGCACGCUUGUUUACGUCUCUCGCACCAAUCCUCACCCUUCCAAGUUCGACAAUGACUUUUCCUUCGACCUUUCACAGCAAAAGACCAAAAUCCUCAUCAUUCCAGCUCAGCCCAUACCAGAUACACGGAGAAAACGGUCAACCGACGACGACGACGAGCUCACACGACAAAUCUAUGUCUCGGUAACUUCCGACACUGAAUCAGCUCAGUUCAAAAUUGAAGCCAACGAAUGUAAUCCCUUGAACUGUACGGAGGGAACGAAUGAAAUACCCACAACUCAACCUCCUACCACUCACCUUUCUACAACUACUGGAACAUAUUCUGCUACUGCAACAACUACUACCAAAAAACCUACUGCCACACCUACUACUACAACACCGAAAUCCUCAGCUCGUGUUGUUAUCGCUACAAAGUUCGUCGUGGUAUGUUUUGCGAUGUUGAUUACUCUUCUUGAAAUACAUGACAUUUGA